UUUACAAAAUGUCUUUCAGAAGUGAAAAUUCAAUUGGUUGAACGACUUUUAAUGAGCCUUGCCAGCUUUUCUGGACCUUCCUGCCCCUGCAUCAUUUGCUCUCUAAAUUUUUAAAACAAAAUCUCUUUCAAAACAAUUGAGAAUUUAUUCUAUUUGAGCGAAAAGUCACUUGACUUCGAGUAACUCGACUAUCAUUUUGUUUUUUGAGUCAUUUCAAUAGACGAAAUGUAGAGAGUCGGUGACCACAGUAAUCCACUCGAAAUGAUGCGGUGUGAUCCUAUUGAGCGUCUCGCAAAGGCAAUUUUCGCGUUCAGUUUUCGUUGUUUGCUUGUCUCGUUUCGUUUCUGUCGUUUGUGGAUGAUCGCCAGUUUGUGAUCGUAUUUCACUCCGUCAAAAUUGGUAGAUUGUUGUUAUUAUAUUAUUAUCAUUAUUAAUGCCUUUAUCCACGCUCGAUGCUCAUGAUGAUCACGGUCAUGAUGAAAGAGAGAGAGAGAAAGAGAGAAAAGGGGAGGGAGGUGGAAAGAGAGAUGGAAAGAGGAAGGAAAUGCGUUGGAGGAGGCUCAUCUCCUCGUCGCUUGAUACUCGAGAAUUAAACUCGGCUGUUCUGGAAUAGGAUUAAGGUGUCGCCGGUCCAGCAGAGUCUCUAGUUCCGCUCUAAUUUGAGGUUUAUUUUUACCUCGCGGCCAGUUAGAGCACAACACACAACGUCGCGGAUUUAGUCCGCGCGUGAUUUACGGAGAGUCCGGACGACGCUGGUGGAUAUCGCGUCGAUAACGAGCCGGAUAUUUUUAGCGCGAUGAUCUUUUCUUUUCUUCCUUUUUUCCUUUUUCACCUGUUUGCUGUUUUCGGCUCCGCCACCUGUCGCUCCCAUUCUUCUCGUCUCAUUUCUCCGCUUGCAAUAAUAUUUUCGAAGAUCCAAUUAACGUCGACGACACGAUGAGAAAGAUAUGCAGUUAAUUCGCGCGGAGUUAAUUCGUUCGGAGGACAAAGAAAUUAUCGCAACUUCGGGGAACCUUAUCGCAAAUUUCAAUUAGAUAUGAGGAGAAUUUAAAGCGCGAAAUCAUCGUGCAGGAUGUUGCGCAGGAUGGCUGGGAAGUCGCUGCCGCGAAUAAAGCACUCGUGUAUCUACAUCGACAAGAACUUGUAUAUCUAGUUCACGAUGCAACCAGAAGAAUUUGCAUAUUAAUGGUCAUAUUAAUCGGCACAUUACGUGUUUUUCCAUUUAUUUAUUUUCGCGACAGCGACAUUCGGUGGUCAUCCUGGCCAUGUCUUCAAGAUGUCGCAUUACCAUCAUAAGUCGUUGUUCCUCGCGCAGAGAAAGUGAGAUUCUUGCAAACGCGCAACGAUGACGGAUGUGAUGAGGCCCGCGUCGCCGAUUUCACCAGUUCGUCUGGCGACGAUUCGACGUCACGCACGAUGGGAGCAAUACAUCAAUGCGCUACUGGCGGACUUGCAGAACACCGUGUCGUCGGAAGGAAAUCACGUCGGCGGUAAUGCGACUCCCGGUUACGGAUCGCUGAAUGGUGCACGCACCCACGCGACCACCGUGUACAGAUCCUACGACAGUCGAACUUCGCCACUGCCGUCGCAAUCGCCUACUUACCAGAACCGCGAGGCGAUAGAGGAGACCAUUGGUAAGGCCGGAAGCGCGUCUUACACCCAAGCCAGCACCGGAAGCAAGAUGCCCUCCCUCAAUAACAAUCUUUCCGAGUUGGACACUCUCCUGCAAGACCUCAGCAACGCGCGCUAUAACACCCAUUAUCAAGAAAGAGAUAGCCGCGUAUCUACCACAGGGAUGAACGGGGGUGCGACUAGCCCCAUGCUCCGUUCCCCGAGUAGCUUGUCAGCCUCCCGACCCACCGUUGAUUCAUUGCUCGAAGAGCUAAGCACCGCCGUGCCUAACGGAGACUACCCCGCUGACGGAAGGGUGAAGGUCACUAUACAAGAGACGUCCACGGAGUUACAGCCGGUCUAUGACGGUUAUCCGUCCAGUCAGCACGGAUCGCUGAAUCGAAGCGAGGUUCAAAGAAGUUACCCUAAUGGUCAUACCGCGAGUAACGCUACCAAGGAGCUGGACGACCUAAUGGCUUCGCUUUCUGAAUUCAAGAUCAACAGCGGCACCCAUCAGCACCAGACGGUGACCGACUCCCCGUACGCGAAACCCAACAAAGCUACCAAGAGCUCGCAGAGUCCGCUGCCGGCCGAGGGCACGCAGCAGACCCGCGUCCACAUCACCGAGACUCACACGACUCAUCAUUAUCAGCCGCAGCACGGAGAAAGCCAUCACACCACCCAGACCGUUACGCAUAUCAAACAGAACCAGUUGGAUUCUAUGCUCGGCAACCUCCAGGCCGACAUGAGCCGCCAAGGAGUCAACACAACUCAGAAGGGAUGUUGCAGCGCUUGCGAGAAGCCUAUUGUGGGCCAGGUGAUAACAGCUCUAGGCAAGACGUGGCAUCCGGAACACUUUACGUGCACUCAUUGCAAUCAAGAGCUGGGCACACGCAACUUCUUCGAGAGAGAGGGUCACCCUUAUUGUGAAACGGACUAUCAUAACUUGUUCUCACCUCGCUGCGCCUACUGCAACGGGCCGAUUCUCGAUAAAUGCGUGACCGCCUUGGAGAAGACGUGGCACACCGAGCAUUUCUUCUGUGCUCAGUGCGGCAAGCAGUUCGGCGAGGAGGGCUUCCACGAGCGGGACGGCAAGCCUUAUUGCCGCGAGGACUACUUCGACAUGUUCGCGCCUAAGUGUGGCGGUUGCAAUCGAGCCAUCAUGGAAAACUAUAUAUCCGCGUUGAACAGUCAAUGGCAUCCGGACUGCUUCGUCUGCAGGGAUUGUAGACAGAAGUUUCAGGGAGGCUCCUUCUUUGAUCACGAGGGAUUACCGUAUUGCGAGACGCAUUAUCACGCCAAGAGAGGAUCGUUGUGCGCAGGAUGUCACAAACCAAUCACUGGUCGCUGUAUAACGGCCAUGUUUCGCAAAUUCCAUCCUGAGCACUUCGUGUGCGCGUUUUGCUUGAAGCAACUGAACAAGGGUACUUUCAAGGAACAAAACGACAAACCAUACUGCCAUGGCUGUUUCGACAAACUCUUCGGAUAAAUAUGUCAUAUACGGAUUAUAUCUUGUAAUAUAAGGACGGAGAGCGGAAGAGUUAUUUCGCUCUCGGUGACACGGUUUUGCUAGUUUUGACGGAAUACGCAUGCUGCGGUAUACACUUGCUUUGACUGUCUAUGUAAAAGCGCGAAAUGAGACUCGUUCGCCGAGUUACGGCCUUCUAGGAUUUCCAUUUUUUACAUAAAUGAAGAUAUUGACUUUUGAAUAGUGCAAUUGUGGAGGAAGAUCGUGCAUGGAAUUUUAAGUGUUAACAACGUUUUAAGUGUCAUCGUGUGUGACAGGACUGAAAGUUAUACAGGAUGUCCCGUUAUCAUCACCAUUUUUAACGAGAUUUUUUUAACAAUUUUCGAGUCAAUUUUUUUUCUACAAGGAAUAGAUACGAAGGAACACUCUGUAUAAUCUUUAUAAUGUUCCCUGGGUCUUUGUAAUAACCUUACAUGGUAAGUCGUGUUUCUUAAACCGCUCUGUUUGAGCUCAUCAUGCCGUUUAAGAAUUAACGAAAAGGGUGCUAUGUAGUAGUUUAUCGUUACUAAUAAUGCGUAUAUCUAUAGUAUAUAUCAAUAGAUAUACAUAUAUGAUGUAAUCGCGUUCGAGCAAAUAUUUGCACAACAAUAUUAGUCUCCAAAUAUUUCGGAUGAAAGCUUCUUCUUCCCGCGCGCGCGUUAGAUAUAUUUCAUAUAUUUAUAAAAAUAUUUAUACAGAACAGAGCGCGCGAAGUGGCCUGGGAUUUAACGAACUUGACCGCACAAAUAACAAUAUAAAUUUACAUACGUCUGAUCAUCGAAUUACGUAAUGCCUUGCGGAGAAGAACAAACAAUCGGGUAAAUUAUGAAAGUUGUACGGAUUAAAUUGAUCGGUGUAUAAAGCGACGUACUCUUCAAUGCAAAGUCAGAUAGGUAAAGUGAGAGAUAAACCAUUCUUUUGUUUAUUUGGCAUUUUGUUACAAAAUAAAGAUCAGCUCACCGACUUCACGUAUACACACAUGUUAACAAUAAACUUCUAAAAUAGAACGUGGAUGUGUAUACAAGGGAUAUUCAUUGAUUACGAAAGAAAAAUGAAACUACGUAUAUUUGCCUUAUAGUUCCUGAUUGUGUGUGACGGGUAAUAUAUAUUAUACAUAUAUAUAUAUCUAUUGAAAGAAAUCCACGCAUUCGCAGGUAUAUAUACAAAAAUAUAUAGAAUCUUACAAUAAAGAUACAAAUUUUGCCAAUCGUUCACUUCGUAUUACGAGCAGCUUAAUAUGUUACAUACGAACACCAAUAGUACAUGCUGCUAUAGUUUGUGCUACCAAAGACUACUUCCCGGCAUUGAUAGAAAGAAACAAAAAAAUGACACAAUAAUCUCUCAUGUCUUUAUCGAAUCUUACCUUGUUAUUAUAGUUAGAGAUAAAGAUAUCUCGUCGAUUAACAAUUUUUGAUGUCUUUGUAGAUAGUUAAAAUAAAUUUUUCAAACAGAA
Odontomachus brunneus is the source of this 4571-nucleotide messenger RNA. RefSeq names its product leupaxin (gene Pax). NCBI's taxonomy places the organism in Eukaryota, Metazoa, Arthropoda, Insecta, Hymenoptera, Formicidae. Bases 1346 to 3100 code for a protein of 584 amino acids. The record is from RefSeq and is a predicted model, not a curated record. The transcript is spliced from 10 exons.